Messenger RNA from Thalassophryne amazonica, 1180 nucleotides. RefSeq names its product arrestin 3a, retinal (X-arrestin) (gene arr3a). Gene Ontology annotation, biological process: G protein-coupled receptor internalization; signal transduction; visual perception. Lineage: Eukaryota; Metazoa; Chordata; Actinopteri; Batrachoidiformes; Batrachoididae. The transcript is spliced from 17 exons. Gene Ontology annotation, molecular function: G protein-coupled receptor binding. The coding region runs from base 54 to 1124 and encodes 356 amino acids. The record is from RefSeq and is a predicted model, not a curated record.
CUACCAAGAUCCCAGACAUCUAAAAAGAGAACACACACAGAAAUCAUCCAGAUAUGGCCAAGGUUUUCAAGAAGACGAGUGGAAAUGGAGGCCUAACCCUCUUCCUGGGCAAGCGUGACUAUGUGGAUCACGUUUCCUCAGUGGACGUAGUCGAGGGUGUAGUGAAGCUGGACUCAAAAGAUUUUGGAGACAGAAAAGUGUUUGUGCAGCUGGCGUGUGCCUUCCGCUAUGGUAGUGAAGACCUGGAUGUGAUGGGUAUAGGCUUCAGGAAAGACAUCUGGACCAAGUACCUGCAGCUUUACCCUGAAAGCCACAAGCCCACUCUGAGCCCCAUGCACGACACCCUAAUGAAGAAGGCCGGCGACAACACAGUACCUUUCACUUUCGAAAUUCCCAAUAACCUGCCAUGCUCAGUCUGUCUGCAGCCUGGACCUGAUGAUAAGGGGAAGGCUUGUGGUGUGGACUUUGAGGUUAAAACUUACCUUGCCAUGGAAAAGAGCAACCCUGAUGAAAAAAUUGAAAAAAAGGACACGGCUCGCCUUGUCAUUCGUAAAAUCCAGUACGCCCCCUCUCAAAUCGGGCCCGGCCCCAAAGCUGAGAUCUGCAAAAGCUUUAUGAUGUCCGACAAGCCUGUUCACCUGGAAGCUUCCCUGGAGAAAGAUCUCUACUUCCACGGUGAACCGAUUCCAAUUAAAAUCAAAAUCAACAAUGAGAGCAACAAAACAGUCAAGAAAUUCAAAAUCACUGUGGAUCAAUCCACAGAUAUUGUCCUCUACUGUGCGGACAAAUACAUCAAGAGUGUUCUCAGCCAAGAGUUUGGAGAGACAGUGGAGCCCAACAGCACGUAUGAGAAUACACUGUCCAUCACCCCUCUGCUGAGUGAAAACAAGGAGAAGAGGGGGCUGGCGCUGGAUGGACGGCUGAAAGAAGAGGACACUAACUUGGCCUCGACCACUAUGUUGCGGCCAGGUUUAGCAGAAAAACAAGUGUUGGGAAUCCUGGUUUCUUACAAGAUCAAAAUCAACCUCAUGGUGGCCGGAGGAGGUCUGCUCGGAGGCCUCACCGCCAGUGAUGUAACAGUGGAGCUGCCAUUAAUGCUCAUGCACCCUAAACCUGAAGAGUAAUCACUGCACAUUAGAACGGUGUUCUUCCUUGGAGGAUGAGAAGAAAUGGGACCAAA